AUGAAGCUAUCCGGGGCGUUUGUCGCCUCAUCACUGUCCUGCGCUGUCCUUGCAGCUCGGCCCACCGUCAGCCCAGAGACUGCGCGUCUCAUCAUUGCCCAGCGCCUGGGCCUGUCGCGAUUCCACUCGCUCGAGCAUGCCGAUGCCGAGACGCUGCAGCACAUCAACACGUACGGCGGACGGCGCCAGCCGCUGUUUGGGGCACACGACGACGCCGCCUCCAGGGCCCAUCUGCUCAUCUGGGCAGAGGACGCGGACCAGAAGGAGCCAACAGUCAUCAUCAACGACGCAUCAGAUCGCACACUUGACUUUGCCAUAUCCGCCGCGCCGUUGGCCGCUGACAACGAGCGCCUCCUCCGCGACUUUGCAGUCCAGGCCCAGUCGCUGCCAGAGCACCCCGACCCCCAACAACGCACAUACAAGUCCAACUUUGAGAUAGAAGCUGCGCUGCCGCCAAAGAGCAAGCCCGAGACCCACAAUGGCUACCUCAACGUGUGGCGCACCGACAAGAGCAGCAACAUGACGCCCGAGGAGCUUGCCCAGGUGCUGACCAAGGUGAAUAACAAGGCCCGCGACUCUGGCUUCUCCACGACCAUCGUCAUGAUGCCGCGCUCGGCCUCGUCCAAGUCCAAGCGUGCCGCCAACCCCUGGGGCACCUACGACCUCCCCGCCAUGGAGGCGCGUCGCCAAAACCCCGAGGCCGUUCUCUCGUCGCAAGCCGUACCCGCAACCUCCAAGGCCCCCUCCCUCGAGGACUUCCCUGUUGUUACUGAGGCCAACGGCAACAAGAACGCAAAGGGACCCGUGCGCGGCAUCCUCCCCGCCUGCUUCAGCUCGAUGAGUGCUUGCCAGAGCCAGACGCACAACUGCUCCAGCCACGGCGAGUGCACGCUCCUCCACAAGGGCCGCGGUUCUGGAUCUAACCAGGAGACGAUCGACUGCUACGGAUGUGCCUGCAAACCCACCGUCGAGCACGUCGGCGAAGACAAGGGCAUGGAAUCGAAGAGGAAGGUGACGUACUGGGGAGGCCCCGCCUGCCAGAAGAAGGACAUCUCGGUCCAGUUCUGGCUUUUCGUCGGCAGCGGUGUCAUCCUGGCUUUCCUCGUUUCGGCUGGUAUUGGCAUGCUCUACAGCAUGGGCUCCGAGGAGCUGCCUAGCGUCAUCGGUGCUGGUGUUAGCGGACCCAGCGCAAGGAAGUAG
This is a messenger RNA of Exserohilum turcica Et28A, 1200 nucleotides long. RefSeq lists its product as uncharacterized. Gene Ontology annotation, cellular component: endoplasmic reticulum. The coding region runs from base 1 to 1200 and encodes 399 amino acids. The record is from RefSeq and is a predicted model, not a curated record. Lineage: Eukaryota; Fungi; Ascomycota; Dothideomycetes; Pleosporales; Pleosporaceae. The transcript has 2 exons.